CUUAUCUUCAAAGCUUUUUGUUUCAAAGUAAAAGUAAAGUAGCUACACUUAGAGAGAAAUGCAUUCCAACAGACACAGCGUUGUUCAAAACUCUGGGAAAAAACUAAAUGUAGAAACUGAAAAAAAUAAAACUGAAGUUGAAUUUGAGCUGCCCCAGAAGAAAUUUGGAGCUAGACCAGAGCUAACUACAAAGCAAAAGCUUGAACUCAGUAAAGCGUUUGGAAUUUUCGAUCCCAGGGGAUGUGGACUUAUAGAACAGAGAGGUUUCAUGCUAGCGAUGAGAGCCUUAGGAUUCGAGCCGAAAUUCAGUCAAGUGGAUGAUCUCAUUGCAAAAGUGACUGGACGAACUGACAAUGAAACAUUGGAUUUCAAAGAUUUCUACAAUUUGUUGACAGUUGUAAUGACAGGAGAUGAUUCCAAAGAUGAUGUAAGGAAAGCAUUCAAAAUGUUCAGCUCUCCAGAAACUGGGGUGAUAUCUUUAGAGAAUUUAGAGGUCAUAAAUCAUGAACUUGGACAAGAUAUAUCAAGAGAAAAAUUACAGGAAAUGAUAACUUUUGCAGACAAAAAUGGAGAUGGUGUAAUUGAUCUUCAAGAAUUCAUUGCCAUGAUGGAAAGGCCCAUGCUGGAGUAGAAUACUUUUUUUUUUACUGGAGAUGAAGAAAAUUAUUUAUCUUGUGCAAUUUGUUUUUUUUAUAAAUGGCAUACUAUAAACAAUUUACUGAUGUAAAUUUUUAAGAAUAAACUAUAAAGACAUUUAUUAGAAAACAUCCUUAUUUUUAUCUACAGACAAAACAGCAUUACUUUUUUGAAAUAUAAACAAGUGUGUUGAAAGCAAUUUUUAAACACAUUAGCAACAUGAGAGAUGAACAAAGAUUUUAAAAUGAUGGCCUCACUAGUCCAAAUGGAUUUGAUUUGAGUUGGAUUUUUGGCACAUUGGCAAAAUUUAGGCCAUGAUGUGCCCAAAUAGUCCAAAUGGCAAGACGGUAGCAAAGGUUGGAUGUUUCUAGUUUAACUACUAAUGGGAUGGUGUAACCGCUUAACACUGAUGUAAAAUAAGCACAUAUUACAAAUUAUGUUUAUGUGAAUUUAUUUUUUUUUAAACACACACACACACACACAUAUAUAUAUAUAUAUAUAUAUAUAUAUACCUAAGCAUUUCUUUUAUUGUAUUCUACAUUUCAUUUUUGUUAGUACUUACAGAAAGCAGAAUGAAAUGUUACUAUUUAAAUUAAUAGAAACAAAAACCUAAUGAAAAAAAACAGAAAAAUGUUUAUUGUGGUACCAUAAUAAAAUUAAAUCAAAAUGAUGAAA
Molecule: messenger RNA, 1311 nt
Organism: Biomphalaria glabrata
Lineage: Eukaryota; Metazoa; Mollusca; Gastropoda; Planorbidae
Exons: 5
Coding region: 59-631 (190 amino acids)
Biological process (GO): centriole replication; mitotic cell cycle
Cellular component (GO): centriole; centrosome
Molecular function (GO): calcium ion binding
Source: RefSeq, a predicted model, not a curated record